AUGACUGAUCAAAAACAGAUAAUUUUCCGCGAAAUCGACACUCUCAAACAAGCUCUUCCAGUAAGUGGCGCUAUCCUGGAGCAGCAGGACCGCACCUCUGUUCUUCGAGUUGCUGCUAUAUACCUUUCGAUGAGAGACUAUUUCACUCGACAAGUUCUCUUCUCCAGAGAUUCUAUAGAAACGACCUCUUUAAUUUUGCAGGCUCUGGAUGGAUUCUGUUUCAUUUUGGACGACCGGUACCGCAUUCUAUACAUUACCGAGUCGGUAUCGACUCAUCUCGGCUUCUCACAGGUGCAAAUGGUUGGCUGUUGUAUGAGUGAUUUUGUUCAUCCAGAAGAUUUUUCUGUGCUUAACCAUGUCAUGUCCAUCAAUAUCGGAGUGCCUCAAACAUACACACAGAAAUUAGAGUCAAGUACACAAUUCACGUUACGGAUGACAUCGAAGCUGCCGAAACGUAGCUGCGGAUUCAUGUUUGCUGGGUAUAAGACGAUACUGUGUACUGGAUUUGUCCGUGGGAUCGCAGUGAAUGGAGUGGUGAGGGGUGAAAUACUUCUAGCGAGCGGUCAAAUGAUCGAUCGUCCUGGACUCCCAGAGGUACCGCUCAGCUCGCAACAGUUUCUGUUUCGUACCACUCCUGAUCUGAGAAUAGUGUUCUGUGACUCUCGGGUCGGAGAAAUUCUACAUUUCAAUCCUGUAGACUUACUCGAUAGGACGCUCUAUCACUUCAUUACCGUCGAAGACUGCGAAUCUCUGGUCAGAGCGCAUAUGAUGAUUCUCCGACCGGAAGAAUGCCAAUCAGUCACGCAGUACGUGGGUAUGUUCUGCCAAGGAGGCGGAGUGGCAACGGUUGGGCUUCAUCUCGUCAAGCUGCCGAGCAACCACAUCGCAACCACGUUCUCCAUUUCCGUCAUCUGUACUUUAGUUGGGUUCUCUUCAGCUCCGUGUUUCGUGGAUAUCUUGCAGCUUCUACGUCCUUUUGAUGAAAAACAAGUAAUUGGUCUAGGUGCUCACUCCAGCUCAUUCUAUGCGGAGGCGAUUAGUAAGGACGCCUCAGGUCGGGUUGCUCCACUGCGACGAACUAAGAGAUGUUCAAGAAAACGUUCUGCACAAAGCAGAAGCAGCACCACGAUGGCUACAAAGUUGUUCCGGCCAAUAUGA
Messenger RNA from Necator americanus (New World hookworm), 1158 nucleotides. RefSeq lists its product as uncharacterized. The coding region runs from base 1 to 1158 and encodes 385 amino acids. NCBI's taxonomy places the organism in Eukaryota, Metazoa, Nematoda, Chromadorea, Rhabditida, Ancylostomatidae. Gene Ontology annotation, biological process: regulation of DNA-templated transcription. The record is from RefSeq and is a predicted model, not a curated record. The transcript is spliced from 11 exons. Gene Ontology annotation, molecular function: RNA polymerase II transcription regulatory region sequence-specific DNA binding; DNA-binding transcription factor activity, RNA polymerase II-specific.